CAGUGUUCCUCCUCUACUUAAGGUGUUGUCAUAUCCGUGUUGUUGUCGGAUUAACGCGAUUCUCAUUUGUGCGGAAAUGGAUCGCAGAAAUACAAGUUAGAGUGAGCAAAUGCGGAAAGGAGAUAGUUGCUGCAGAUGCAAGCAAUGCAGUGGUCAGCGAAUUUGAUUGGAGUAAAGUUGUACAAGGACAGAUUCUUGGAGCCUUUUUCUGAAAUUACCUCUGAAGUUAAGCUCCUCUCUACUUACACUAGCUAGCCGUGUAGCCGCUCGUACCGUCCUUAUGUUUUGGUUGCCCUUCGUGUGGCCAUCGGAUUUCUGCAGGGUGCAAAAUUCCCUGCAAUGCACACAAUGUGGUCGGUUUGAGAUCCUCCGCUUGAGCUUUCGAUCCUUUCUGGUGUAACCUACGCAGGAGCUCAGAUUGGAAAUCUAUUCGUGUUGCCGUUUUCGGGUUUCCUCUGUCAGUAUGGUUUUGAUGGCGGUUGGCCGAGUAUCUUAUACAUUUUAGGUCUUAUGGGAUGUUAUGGUGUGCUAUUUGGAUGUACAAGUCUUUUGAUAGACCUAUAAAUCACCCCCGAAUCUCUGAGGCAGAAAAGCAAUGCAUCACAAAGGCUGUUGAAGAAAGUGUGGGAAAACACACAGGCAAGCCCCCUAGCACACCAAAAGGUAUCAUUCUGACAUCAAGAGCCGUUUGGGGCUGGUUCGGUCACUUUGCCGGCGACUGGGGAGCUUACACUAUGCUUGUAUGUGCUAGUCUCGAUCUGUCCUUAGUAUGUUCUCUAAAAAUAUUUCCAACCUUGACUAAUUGUUAGCUGUACUAGCUUUCGUUUGUUAUGAACCUAUCAUUUGUCAUAUUCUUUGUUCCACCCACCUUGUCAAAUGUGAUUUCAUCAGUUCUUUUGGAUUUUUGCUACGAGAACAGUUUUACCAUUUUAGCUUGGAGUGUUCCGAGUUCAUUGCAUGCCGAUCUCCUUGCAUUUCGGUUGUGCUGGUUAGUCACGAUUAUCGUGUUGGAGAACUAUCACAAUCGAAAUGCAAGAAGA
Molecule: messenger RNA, 1040 nt
Organism: Cylicocyclus nassatus
Lineage: Eukaryota; Metazoa; Nematoda; Chromadorea; Rhabditida; Strongylidae
Source: the annotation of a GenBank genome assembly